AUGGCAGAUUCUACCCCAGUGCACUUUUUCGACAUUCUGUCAGACUUGCCUGGACCUACAAAGGCCUGGUCCCCUAACACCCUGAAAACUCGAACAAUCCUCAACUUCAAAGGCGUCUCAUACACUCAGACCUACGUCUCAUACCCGGAUAUCGAACCCCUUCUGAAAUCACUCUCCGUGCCUCCCCACCCAGAUGGAACCGCCCCUGUUCCACACACCCUCCCCGCAAUCGUCCACCCUACCAUAAAGUCCAAUCCUCACGGGGCCCUGAUGGACUCCCUUCCUAUUGCCCGGCAUCUUGAAGAACUCUACCCCACACCGACAAUAUUCCCCUCAGGGAACGCAAGCUAUGCCCUCGCAGUCGCGGUGGAGAGGCUGAUGCGCGACAUCGCACGGAGCGGGUAUACCCUCCUCAUUCCAGCAAUCCGGGACAUCCUCGAUCCGCGCGGACAGGAGUACUACACGCGAACGCGGGCCACGAAGGCUUUCUUCGGGAAGCCGCUUGAAGAGGUCAAGCCGACAAGCGAAGGUGAGGUGCGCGCCUUGGUAGAAAAGAUGAAGAAGGAUAUCAGGCCGCUGGUGGUGAUGCUGAAGGGGAAGAGUGGGAAGACGGGGCCGUUCUUUGAGGGAGAGAAGCCAGGGUAUGCGGAUUUGAUUUACGUUGCGUUUAUGACUUGGUACCGGUGUGCGGACGAGAAGAUUUGGGAGGAGCUGAUUGAGGUAGGUGAUGGGGAGCUGCGGGCGCUGUGGGAUGCGGUUUAUCCAUGGGUGGAAGGGCAAGGCGAGGAUAAGGAAUGGGGGGUUGCCCAGUAG
Messenger RNA from Aspergillus calidoustus, 813 nucleotides. The record is from the annotation of a GenBank genome assembly. Lineage: Eukaryota; Fungi; Ascomycota; Eurotiomycetes; Eurotiales; Aspergillaceae.